AUGGUGUUUUUACAAGCUUCUUCUUGCUUCAAGCUCAAGGCAUUCAUUUCAAGCUUCAAUCUAACUGCAGCUCAGCAUAAGCUACUGUGCUCAGCAACACAGAUCAUAGCUUCUUCCUUCUUAGCAAGCAGCAUGUUUUGUGUGUGUGUAUUUCCAGCUGUUGACAGCUGGAUGACAGCUAGUUCCAGCUCAGCAAGGCAGUUAUCAGCUAGGCAGUUAUCACAUUUUUUGGUUUGUAUUAAGUCCUCUGGUUCAGUAUUCACAGCAUUGCUCAUUUAUGUGGAUGAUUUAAUCAUUGCAAGCAAUUGCAUACAAGAAGUUCAAUCAGUAAAAGCUUAUCUACACAAUGCUUUUAGCAUUAAGGAUCUUGGUGUUCUUAAAUACUUCCUUGGUCUAGAAGUGGCCAGAUCCAGCAAAGGUAUUUCUUUAUGUCAAAGAAAAUACUCUUUAGAUUUGCUCAAGGACACAGGAUUUAUUGAGGCAAAACCUGUUUCUACUCCUAUGAUUAAUUCAAAGAGGCUUAGCAAAGGUGAUGGUGAAGCUUUGCCUGAUAAUUUUCUUUACAGAAAACUCAUUGGUAAACUGCUUUAUCUCUGUGUUACAAGACCAGAUUUGUCUUAUGCUGUGCAACAACUGAGUCAAUUUCUGGAUUGUCCUACAAGUACUCAUUUGACAGCAGUGCAUAGAGUAUUGAGAUAUGUCAAAGCAGCUCCAGGCAAAGGCCUCUUCUUUUCUUCAGAAUCUAACUUGCACUUACAAGCAUUUUCUGAUUCUGACUGGGCUACUUGUCCAGACACUAGAAGAUCCAUAUCAGGGUACUGUGUUUUUCUUGGUACUUCUCUUGUUUCAUGGAGGUCUAAGAAGCAGACAACUGUCUCUCGUUCAAGCUCAGAGGCUGAGUACAGGGCUUUAGCAGCUUUAACUUGUGAAUUGCAGUGGAUGCAGUAUUUGCUGACAGAUUUAAGACACAAGACUUCCAUGCCUUCUACAAUCUAUUGUGAUAAUUUGUCUGCUAUUUCAUUAGCACACAAUCCUGUUCUGCAUGAACGUUCCAAACAUAUAGCUAUUGAUUGUCAUUUGAUCAGGGAAAAGAUAGCUGCAGGUGUCAUCAAGCUUCUUCCAGUUACUACAGACAAUCAACUUGCUGAUUGUUUGACAAAAGCCCUUCCUCCUUCUUGCUUUAAUCACUCAAUAUCCAAGCUUGGUCUCAUAGAUCUCUAUGAUCCAGUUUGA
Molecule: messenger RNA, 1233 nt
Organism: Mercurialis annua (annual mercury)
Lineage: Eukaryota; Viridiplantae; Streptophyta; Magnoliopsida; Malpighiales; Euphorbiaceae
Exons: 3
Coding region: 1-1233 (410 amino acids)
Source: RefSeq, a predicted model, not a curated record